GUGCAGACACAUCAGUGCAUAACUGCCUAGUUGUACAUAGUCAGUUAGUCAGUGUGUAUGACUUAGGUCCUAAGUCAUUCAGUCAGCAUGCAGAGCAACAUCUACAGGCAGCAGAAUGAGCACUUUGAAGUCUUUACUACUGUCCUCUCCCCACAAGUUCACCGUGGACGAUGCCAAUUCAGACAGGCAGAGGUUGACCAGAUGAUGGUAAAGCGCAGCUACAAGCCCCACUGGCCAGAUGAGCUGGCGCUGACCCGGGGGGAGUUCAUCCUGGUUCUGUGUAAAGAUGAUGAGGCCCGGUGGUUUGGGCGGCUGCAAAACGGACAGCAGGGAUACUUCCCGGCCUCGCAUGUUGUGGAGCUGAGCCACCAGGACGAUGAGCCAGCUAAAGACGUCCACCGCUUAGCGAGACGGGGUUCAGCUCCGGCCACGUAUGCAGGUGGUACUGGCGCACUCAGGCUGCAGGCCCUCCGCAGAGCCAGCAGAGCAGCGGCAGGAGGGGGGCCUGAGGGGGCCGAGGGGGAGAGAGAGGGCCCCAUCCUGAUACUGAAGUCCCAGAUCUCUCUCCCUAACAGGCUGCCCCAGCCCUUGCCCCAACCCCAGCCACAGGCACACAGCUCCCCAAGCUUCCUCCACAGGAUCCUAUCCAAGCACCGUCGGAGGAGUGAUUGUCAUGGGUCCAGCAACACGGGCUACAUGGCCGACUAAGAUGCUACGAUGGACGGUGGUGUGUGGGGAGAGAAACAGGCACAAGAGGGGAAAGGAGGGAGGAGAGAGGAGGAGAUUGGGUAUAGCGAAAAGUGACUACAUUUUGUGCCCACCCCCAAUGGGGCCAGGUAGGGUUGCCAUAGUUACAUCACUAAUGCUAGUCUAUGACUGAACUGCUGGCUGCAUCAUUGGAGAGCUGGAGUGAGGGUAACUACUUCCCUGCCUCCUCUGUAAAGUGUUUAAGAAAUAUCAAUGGUGUACCCUAUAGACAUUUUCCGGGAUUAAGAUGUGACAUUAAGCAAGCCGUAAAUUGAAGGGUUGAAUAGCGGGAUCAGAUUUAUGACUAUAUUUUAUGAAGCUAACUGUGUUUACUUCAGCCAAAUAAUGUUCCAUGAGUCUGCUUGAGCUUUCUGUUCCAUGAGUCUGCCUGAGCUUUCUGUUCCAUGAGUCUGCCUGAGCUUUCUGUUCCAUGAGAUGCUUGAGCUUUCUGUUCCAUGAGUCUGCUUGAGCUUUCUGUUCCAUGAGUCUGCCUGAGCGUUCUGUUCCAUGAGUCUGCUUGAGCUUUCUGUUCCAUGAGUCUGCUUGAGCUUUCUGUUCCAUGAGUCUGCUUGAGCUUUCUGUUCCAUGAGUCUGCUUGAGCUUUCUGUUCCAUGAGUCUGCUUGAGCUUUCUGUUCCAUGAGUCUGCCUGAGCGUUCUGUUCCAUGAGUCUGCUUGAGCUUUCUGUUCCAUGAGUCUGCCUGAGCUUUCUGUUCCAUGAGUCUGCCUGAGCUUUCUGUUCCAUGAGUCUGCCUGAGCUUUCUGUUCCAUGAGUCUGCCUGAGCUUUCUGUUCCAUGAGUCUGCUUGAGCUUUCUGUUCCAUGUUGUCAUCCAUAUUAGGCUGUAUUCUCUGCAACUACGACGUUCCAGAGCAGCACUAAGUCAUUGAUAUAUUUCCUUUUGACUAUAAAUUGUUCAAUUUAAUUUGUGUUAAACCCAACAUCAGCCAAGAAUGUAUUUUUCAUAAAAAAUAAUCAAACCCAUACUUGCGGCUGAUAUCCCUUAAUUCUAGUUAGUAACAUAUUCCACUACAGCAUUUACCACGGAAAGACUCUUCCAUUCAACGGAGCUGAAAAAAGCCCUGCGAAGUGAGAGGAUGUGUGAUUGAGGCGUGUUGAAAGGCACUGCCAAAGGAAAUGGCAUCAUUAUUGUGAAGGUUGCCAAGGCAAUGGUAAAACAGCUCUCUCUCUCUGGGCUCCACACAGUCUUCAGUGGUACCUCCCAGCAUGGCCACGACUGGAGUACACUGUAGAAUGUAUCCUUUGAAAGGGCAACGCUGUGGAAUGUAUCCUUUGGAAGGACUAAAGCUCCAACUCUCUAAUCCUAAUCCUAACCUUGACCUCUAUUAGAUUUAGACACCACAUCCACCAGCCCAGUGAUGUGUCCAUUGAUAAACUUAGAUCAGAUCUAUUCUAACAAGGACCAUAUCCCCGCCUGAUAUGUGGGAUUAUGGCGCUAGCAAGCAGUAAUGCGAACUACGGGGAAUGCUGGUUAAAAAGGUAAGCUUUUUAUUUUUUAAACACCAAACCCAAAAGCCGUCCUGUAAUUUAUGACAAGUUGCAUGGUCAGUCUGAACCUCUGUGUUGUUGAGAUGGAAGCAGAAAUAGUGUCUGAACAGUUUUCCAACAUCUUGGUGUUCCCUCUCACAUCUUCCUGAUUUCUUAGUAUGUGAUAUAGGAUGUUUGAUGCUGGAGUCCUGGCCGCCACAGCCAUCUGCUGAGAAAGGCUUAGCGCCUCUGAGAGAGGAGCAGCUUUCCCCCUCUGACUGGCCUCUCCUCUCUCUACUCUCCUUCAUCCAUUCAUUCAUUCAAUCAGUGCUUUAAUUAUCUCUAAUCCAGGGUCACACUCUGCCUCUCUCUAACUCCUGGAAUAAAGCCUUGCUAUGUGGAUUAUUGUGGUUGACAUCCAGUGGGGACAGUGACAGCUACACACAGAGUGACAGAGGCCCUACUCUCAUAGAGGUUAGAGGCCCAGAGGGCUGGUGUGUGUGUAGAGGGGGGGGGGGGUUCACCUGCCUGACACCUGUUAUUUCCCCUCCUCACCUGUGGAGCAGCAGAUGCUAUGCAGGAGAGUUCUGAGCCCUGCCCCACCCCCAGUGAACACAGUCUGUACCCCUCAUACACUGUCUUCCAUGCCCAUUCAACCAGGAAACCUUGACUAAAAACACACACACACACACGUUACACCUCAGAUACACCCAGAAAGAAACGCAAACCACACAGUCCAAUGUAUUGUAUCACCCCUCAUUGUGAAUCUGUUGUUUGUUGCUAAAAGUGUAGUCAGGCAGCAGGCUCCUCUAGUAUACCAGUUAGGUACCACUGUUCAUUAGUGAGCCUGUUUAACCUCACAGCACUAACAUACACAGGAGAACUGGAGACCUAGGACCUAUUUACAGCAGAAAGGGACCAAAACACACACACACACAAUUUGGUUUUCCCGCCUAAAGUGUCUCAUCCCCUCAGUGGUGCUGUGUGUUCAGCAGGACACCAACAGGGUGCCUGCCAGAUGACUGCCCUGUCAGUGCUAUAAUGGCUGCCAUCUGCUGUCUGGCAUACACAAAGGCUGGCAGUGGCAGUGUGUGUGUGUGUGUGUGUGUGUGUGUGUGUGUGUGUGUGUGUGUGUGUGUGUGUGUGUGUGUGUGUGUGUGUGUGUGUGUGUGUGUGUGUGUGUGUGUG
Molecule: messenger RNA, 3420 nt
Organism: Oncorhynchus gorbuscha (pink salmon)
Lineage: Eukaryota; Metazoa; Chordata; Actinopteri; Salmoniformes; Salmonidae
Exons: 5
Coding region: 88-708 (206 amino acids)
Molecular function (GO): protein binding
Source: RefSeq, a predicted model, not a curated record